CUCCUUGACUCCUGGCCAGAUGUUCCAUAUCACUUUGCUCAGCAGUGGGAAGACCAUGAAGCUCGUAUAAAUAGAGUAAAAGGCAAUGCGCAGGGGCAGGACAACUCAGUGGCUCUCGCACACCAGCAAGGGCAACACCACGCUUGUCGUUUCGACUCGUAUUUAUUUCUGCGUCUGUGAUCAGUCCAGGAGGCUUCACUGCGCUGGGAACAGAGAUGAAACUCGUCGUGUUGUGCGUCGUGGUCGUCCAGGUUCAUGCAGUGCUGCUCAUGGUCGAGGAAGAGCGCCGAGUAUCACCAACCCACCAUAUCUUCCGUCAAACAGAUCUCUGGAAUCCUGAAAAACAUCAAACGCUGUUUGCCCGAAGGGGACUCGCAGAAUAUGAAAGAUCACAAGCGAUGAAACCGCUUAAUGAUCCAGUGUUGAAAGCCCCUCGCUGUUCCAGACUGAAAGAGAACUGUGCUCCUGAUUCACACUCGCACUGCUGUGACCCUUGUGCUUCCUGCCACUGCCGCUUCUUCAAUGCCAUUUGCCGCUGCUGGAGACUGGGCCGUCCCUGUCAGAGAAAGACUUAAGAUAGACGCAGAUAAAUCAAUGUAUCGUGGUUUAUGGAUGGUUAAAUAAUCAUAAUAGUUCCUUAGAUUUACAGUUGCAAUCAAAAUUUUUCAACCCCCAUUGUAAAUCAGGUUUAUUGUCAAAAUGUACAGACUUUCAGCUGUUUGCGAUGAACAAAUCAAACAAAAGCAAUUGAAAUAGUUCAACACAAUGAAUGCUUCAAGUGGUUUCCACAAAUUCAACUGAAAAUGCAACUUAUGAUGACUUCUCUGGUCUUAAAAUUAUUCAACCCCUUCAUGGCAAACAUCUUUAGUACUUAGUAGAGCACGCUUUUACUGUUACGACCUGCUGCAAACGAGAUGCAGAGCUUCUGGCAGCGUUCCUGAGGAAUCUUGGCCCAUUCCUCAUGAGCAAUGGCCUCCAGUUCAGUAAUGUUCUUGGGUUUGCGUGCUGCAACCGCCUUCUUCAAAUCCCACCAGAGAUUUUCUAGGGGGUUCAAGUCAGGUGACUUUGAUGCCCCUGUAGAAUCUUCCAGAACAACUUCUGCAACCAAGCCUUGGUGGAAUUUGAGGUAUGCUUGGGAUCAUUGUCCUGUUGGAAGGUCCAAUGAUGCUCAAGCUUCAGCUUCCUCACAGAUGGCAUGACGUUUUCUCCUAGGAUUUCCUGAUACUUCAAUGAAUCCAUCUCGCCUUCCACAUGCUGCAGGUUUCCAGUGCCAGAGGAUGCAAAGCAGCCCCAGAGCAUCACCGAGCCACCACCAUGCUUGACUGUGGACAGUGUUCUUUCUUCAUUCUUCUUCCUCCAGACAUACCGCUGAUCCAUCGUGCCGAAAGUUUUGUUUCAUCGCUCCACAGAACAGAAUCCCAAAACUUCUGUGGUUUAUUUAUAUGAUUUUGAGCCGAAUUUUCUUGUGAUUUUGGGUCAGUACUGGUGAACGUAUUGGAGUUCUGGCAUGGAAACCUUCUGCGUUUAGUACGCACCUUACUGUGCUCACUGAAACCUCAAUUCCUCUUGCCACAAGUCUUGCUGCAGGUCUUUUGCAGUCACUCGAGGGUUUUUCACAACCUGCCUUCUCAGAAAUCUGGUUGCAGCCGUUGAUGGCUUCAUUUUUCUGCCCCGUCCAGAUAUUUCAUGUAUUUCCUGCCCCUAGCCAGUUCAGGUAUUUCAUGUGUUCCAGCUCAAGCACACCUGGUGCAAGUAAUGAAGCCCUUGAAUAGUUGCAUCAGGUGUGCUUGAGACAAACACCUGUUUUGCAUAUUUGUGCUGUUGUGAGGGAUUCUAUUCAGGGGUUAAAAUGAUUUCUCCCUUUUCAAAAUUAUUCAAGUUGAAUUUGGGGAAACCACUUGAAGCAUUCGUUGUCUUGAACUAUUUCAAUUGCUUUUGUUUGAUUUGUUCAUCGCAAACAGCUGAAGGUCUGUACAUUUUGACAAUAAACUUAAUUUGCAAUGGGGGUUGAAUCAUUUUGAUUGCAACUGUAUAUAGUGCUUUUCUGGGUAUUCGAAGCAUUUUACAUUGAUUGGGGGGGGAUCUCAACUCUUAAACCAGCCAGCCGCUUAAAGCACCAUUUAUUCAAAUGAUCCACAGCUUGCCCUUUGCCUUUAUGCACUUUGUAAGUAACCAUCUAUCAUCCAACUUGUAUGAAAAGUCAAGUCAAUAAUCAAGGUUAAGGCUUGUGCUUACAUUUGAAGAAUUCCUGCAGAAUUUAGCAGGAGAUUAAGUUGGUCUUACUCGACCAUGUGUGAUCGUAAAUUUGCUUGACGUUUUUAUCCAGUGCAAGGCAAAAUUCAAUCCAAGAAUAGAGCUGAGAUGUUUCAAGUUAAGAUUAACCUUGUGAUAUGGUCUCACAACCUUUCAGUCAUGAGGACAGAACCGUAACCUCUGACCAAUCACAAACUGAACAAGUAAAUGUGCAGAUUCACUUAUUCUAUAUAUAUAUAUAUAUAUAUAUAUAUAUAUAUAUAUAUAUAUAUAUAUAUAUAUAUAUAUAUUAGUAUAUGUAAUUUUAUAUGUAUAUGGGGCAAUGGUGGCUUGGUGGUUAAGGCUCUGGGUUACUGAUCAGAAGGUCGGGGGUUCAAGCCCCAGCACUGCAAAGCUACCACUGUUGGGCCCUUGAGCAAGGCCCUUAACCCUCUCUGCUCCAGGGGCGCUGUAUCAUGGCUGACCCUGCGCUCUGACCCCAACUUCCUGACAUGCUGGGAUAUGUGAAGAAAAGAAUUUCACUGUGCUGUAAUGUAUAUGUGAUCAAUAAAGACUCAUUAUCAUUAUUAUAUAUACAAACUUAUACUGAGAAAAUUUUGUUAAUCUAUACUCUGAUAAAAAAAAUAAAUAAAAAACAUGAAAUCUUCUGUUUC
This is a messenger RNA of Ictalurus punctatus (channel catfish), 2906 nucleotides long. It is a transcript of the gene asip2b, whose product is annotated as agouti signaling protein, nonagouti homolog (mouse) 2b. The record is from RefSeq and is a predicted model, not a curated record. Gene Ontology annotation, biological process: positive regulation of feeding behavior; neuropeptide signaling pathway; hormone-mediated signaling pathway. Lineage: Eukaryota; Metazoa; Chordata; Actinopteri; Siluriformes; Ictaluridae. The transcript is spliced from 3 exons. Gene Ontology annotation, cellular component: extracellular region. Bases 216 to 575 code for a protein of 119 amino acids. Gene Ontology annotation, molecular function: type 1 melanocortin receptor binding; neuropeptide hormone activity.